AUGGCGACCAAACCCGAUGAGAAAAUCGCAGUUCUGGAUGUUAAAUUAAAGCAGUUACUUAUUACAUGUGGGAGAACCGUAUCUGUGUUAGAAUCGACGAAAGAUAUCGCAAUAAAUCGCCAAAUAGAGUCGCUAAAAGCGCUUUCGAAAGAUGUCGAACAAUCGCGUCGCGAAGUCGAGCUACCAAAAAUUACAAACGACGAACCAGAAGAUGAAAUAACGACAUGGAAUGCCGAAGUUGAAGAGAAAUUAUCGAAGGCAGAUGAGGAUAUUAAGCGACUCGAGAAAUGGCAAGACGAAUACAAGCAAAAGAAAGAAAGAAUCCAUAGCGCGAGAAGAGCAGUUCAAGUUUGAAAUGAAGCUUCACGAAACUAAAUUACAACUUCAAUCGGAACAGAAUACGAAAGUUUUGGGUAAACAAACCAUUGGAGCGGAGAAAGAAGUUGCCGUGAAGCUGCCAAAGCUAGUAAUAACGAAGUUCGACGGGUCAUUUACCGACUGGAAUCGGUUUUGGGGGCAAUUCAGUGAAUCUAUAGAGAAAUCUGGCAUCGCAAACGUUGUGAAAUUUUCGUAUCUAAAAGAGCUACUUGGCGACAAAGUACGACGUGACGUCGAGUCACUUCCGUUUACUUCCGAAGGUUAUAAUCGGGCGAAAGCUAUAUUGUGUGAGAAAUACGGGAAAGAAAGCGAGAUCGUGAAAGCAUAUAGUAAGAACAUACUAGAUUUACCGUUAAUAACAUCGAAUAACCCAAAAAGGAUCAGCGAGUUCAGCGAAAAGUUAACGUACUGUGUACAGUCCUUGCAGACUAUGAAAAAGUUGGAUGGCGUGAAUGGUCUGACCUCAUUGACACUUGACAAAUUACCGGCGAUUCGAGGAGAUUUAGUAAGAUCAGAUAAGGAAUGGGAGUCUUGGGAUCUGGACAAACUUGCAGAAGCCUUGCGGCUGUGG
Messenger RNA from Paramuricea clavata, 949 nucleotides. Lineage: Eukaryota; Metazoa; Cnidaria; Anthozoa; Malacalcyonacea; Plexauridae. The record is from the annotation of a GenBank genome assembly.